Phaedon cochleariae (mustard beetle) is the source of this 6498-nucleotide messenger RNA. NCBI's taxonomy places the organism in Eukaryota, Metazoa, Arthropoda, Insecta, Coleoptera, Chrysomelidae. The record is from the annotation of a GenBank genome assembly.
AUGAACUUCACGACAUUCGCCAUACGAGUUCCAAGUAGCUGGAAUGAAGAAUUGAGGAAUAACCCAAAAAUUAGAUACAAAAAUAUACAUCCUCCUAGAACGAAUAGAAAUACAAAGUCACUACCAGUAUUGAUUCCUACUGGAGAAUUUUACAGAAAACCAAAUGUUCUACUGAAACCUAGGAAGUCCUCAUGGAAGAAUGUGCCAGUUACCAAUUUUGUUUCCAAAUUCAGCACGAAAUCAACGCCCUAUAGAACUAUAAAACAAUUCGAGCAGAACGUUCCAUCUUCUUCAGGAGCUAUCCAACCAGAGGUUGAACCAGUAGUAAACUAUGCUGGAGUCAAAAAUGAGAUGAGGAAUCAACGGUUUCCUAUGACUGAAAAUCUACCCAGCUUCACAACCAUAAUACCUCCUAUGGAUUCUUAUCAGAUAUUUACAGAACCAACAAGUUCUAAACUUCCUGACUUCACGCCUAAACCAACCUCACUAAUUGUGACUCCAUCUCGAACUAUGCAUCAUCCUUUCAUAAGUUCUUCAAAUAAAAAAUCACAAGCAAUACAUAGGCAGAAUCAAUUGAAUGAUUUCAUCAGCAAUCCAUCCAAUUUCCAAGUUUUUGAACAAACCUCUAUAGAUUCAUCACACAAAUCUCCACAAGAAAAACCUUCAUCAUAUAAGUCGACUUCUAGUUCAUUUCCUCCUCAGAAUUUUGAUCGAGUUUUCAUGAUACCUACUAAUCAUAAAUCUCAAUCUGAAACCACUGAGCAGACGACUGUAGGGAGAAACCUAUUCCCUCCUCUAAACUUUGAUCAGACAUUCAAUAUCCCUUUCAAUCCCGAAUUUGUGUCAUCAAGCAACAAUCACAAUAAUUACGAUCCCAAGAGCCAUCUUCUCAAGAACUACCGAGAUGAUAUGACUCAUGAACCAGUAGAGUUCGAUCCUUUUCUUGAUAAUGAAGCCACACCAGCAAUACUGAGGGAUGAAUCAGAAAAGGCACCAAUCAGUACCCAUGAAUACCCUGCUGAUAUUCCAACGAAGCCAAUUUACCCUGGUGAAGGGCUCUGGGCAACAAGAGGGCUCAAACAUAAGCCAUUCAUCAGCAAACAAAAGUAUGAAUCUCUGGAGAAAGAUGCGAAUACACCAAAUGGAUAUGACACCUUUAUAGAAGGUGAGAAAAUGUUCAACCAACAACAUCAUGGGUUCAAUAAACAUUUAGAUGCAUUCCCAAAGAAACAUAAUCUAGAAUCCCUUGAAGACAAACAGAGGCAACAAGAUCGUAUUGCUACCAAAGAAGAAGCUGAAACAGUACGAGAUGAAGAAACAACACAACCAGCUGAUAAAAAUGGCGCAGAGGAUAGUGAGCAUGGGAAAGAAUUUGUACCAAUGAAGCUAUACGCGCAAGUAAGACACAGUGAAGAUAUUGAACACUUACCAACGAAUGAUGAUGAGAAUGGAAGGUUGAGAGAAGCCAUAAAGGAAUCGAAAAUUCAAACUGUGUAUACCGAAGAAGGAUAUGAAGAUGAUGCUUAUGAUCACGAAGGUCAUGAAAAAGAAGCUGAGAAUAAGGAAGAGUUUGAAGAACUCGAGAGAGGGCAAGAGAAGACAGCUGAGAAAAAAGUGCCUCAUAAAAAAUAUAACUUGCACUUAGUACCUAAGAUUGAGUCAACUAGAUAUUCCAAUGGAUUCAAACUACCUACAGAUCAAGAAAUUGAGGAUUAUAAAAAGAUGCAACUCGGACUUGAUGAAGAUUCAGAUAUCGCUGGCUCCCAAUAUGAAGAACCAUCAGUAUUCAAUAUUAGUUACACCGGAAAUAAAUCUCCCAAGAACUUUUACACUCAUAAACCACCAAAAAUUGAGAAUAGUAAUAAUUUCAUGAGUACUAAGGAGAUCAAAACAAUGACCACCAAAGAGAAAGAUGACGGUGAUACUGAAACAGAAAUAUCAAGCAGAAUAAAAGUGAUUAUGCACCCAAAUAACACUGCCAAGGCACAUGAAUUCAUCAAAAUUCAUCCCAAGGUGUAUAAAAACUGGAAGAAAGUACCUAGUAGUUCAAAUGCCGGAAAAGGAAGGAUGUCAAAGGUAGAACCAAUUCUUACUGGAGAGAUCACUAAGCCGAAUAAACAGGGUAUUUAUAUUGAAGAAAUAAUAACAACCUCCUCCAAACCACUACUUAGUACCCUGCCAACAACAGAAUUCCCCGAUAUUUUGUCUGAAGAGAUACCAAUCACAACCCUUCCUACCACAGCUAUACCAAGCAUUAGGAAAAAAAGCAUACACAAUGAAUUCUCAAAUGUUCAUUCAAAUCCCUCAGGAAUUGAUAUCAGAUCGAGAAAAAAAAGAUUUGUCAAUGAUUUUCCAAACAUACAUAUUGACAAUGGUUUUAUUUCAAAAAUAAGUCAUGAGUUAGUGGGGGUUCCAGAUGACACGAAAGCAAAAUACCCCUACUAUGAGAACUACAAGCGGAUAGAUCUGAAUGAAAACUCACCACUCAGGUAUUCUGAGGACUUGAAUAAUAUGCCAAUGAAAUCAGAAGGAAGAAUGUCAUUUUACGAUCAAGCUGAUAGUCGAAUUGAAUGUCCAGAAAUUGAAUCAACUGUUGAACCAAUUCCUGAAAGGGUGAUAAAGGUCGGAGAAGAACAGUCUGAUGAUGAAUAUGAUAACAAUAGUGGUGAAGAUGAAUUCGAAGAACGGAAAAAAAGAGAUACCAAACAAAAUUUAGCAGUAGCAGAACAGCCGAAAGGUCCUAGGCUGAAUAGGUUGGGAGAUAAAAUAGAUUGCCUCAAAGCCAGAUAUUUUGGAGAGAAUCCUCUAGAUAGUCCAUUUUUUGAAGAAGAUACUAUCAGUCCAGUCAAACCAAUUUUCAAAAAUUUGAUUGUUGUAAAAUCCAACACUGAGAAUGACAAUCCCGAUAAUGUAUCUGCAGAGACUCAGAAUCCAACUAGUUUUCUUGCGGAAAAUGAAAUCAUCAAUGAUAUGGACAAAAAGAAACGAACCAAUAUGAUACGCAAAUUCAAAGUUCUGAGGGGAAUUGAUGAAAACUCCCCCAAUAUAAUCAACUCCAACAGUUCUGUUGACACUAAUUCCACCCAAAUUCCACCGGCUGUAAAGACACCUAUCGUGGAGAAGGUUCCUGAUGCCCCAAUAGAAUUUGAUGAAGAAAAGCUGGGUUUGAAUGUAUUGAAUGAUAUUUCUAAAAACAUGAAAUCUCUAAAUCAUAGUCAUAACAAUAACUCUACUCAGAUUCCACCUACGAUGGGAACAAAACCAACUAUUAGUCUUUUAACGACUCCAGAAUAUACGAUCGAUUUGAAGCCAAAACACAUUUAUGAUCAGAUAAAUUUAUUAAACUAUCUACCAAAAGAACAAAGCACUACCAACAAUGAAUCAGAAACGAAUGUGAUACCAGCUAUACCACGAUCAGAAGUGGAGCUUAUAGCAGAUAAUGAAACAGCUGGAAGAGACAGAAAUGAUAUGAGACAACCAAAAUCUCAUGAAGCAGAGGAACAGGAUAAUCUGACUUAUGACUCUUCUUCCAUGAUUGAUAUUCUACCAGAUGCCGAGGCUUUGAAAAAACGGAGGAAAUUCAGAAUUCGGAGAAAGCGACCAGGCUUCCAAAUAUUUGAUGUGAACAAAUUCAUACCAAGACCCUACACAAUUCAAAAAGGACACCUGAUUCCUACUAGUGGUAGUAUAUCCAAAGGUUUUCAAAUUUUCGACGUAAAUAAAUUCCUACCUACACCGAACUCAAUCAUAGCGGAUUUCAUCGCUUCUAGUACGGUCCUGCCAAAAUAUAAGAUAAUCAGUGAGGUAUCCUACAAAGAUGAUAUCAAACCAAAUGAGCAGCUGAAUGUUUUCACGGAUAUACUCAACAACAUUCGCAAUUCGUCAGGAAAUAUCGCGAGAGAUUCUUCCCAAGAGUCAUCUCAUAUGAGUAUUGAUUCAAAUGGCCCGGAAGGGUUUGAUCGAACGAUUAACUCACACGAAUACGAUAAAGAUACUUAUCUCAAUGCAUACAAUGAUCAACAAGUCGAUGACAAGUAUUACCCUUCCAUAGUUACCACAAUUCCAACUACUACUUCUACGCAUGAACCUAAAAUCGAUAGAGGGACUAUUCGAUUUUCAACAGAGCUUAAUAAAAACAAGCCGAGUACCACACAUCGUCCAGUCCAAAGUAAUGAUAAGAAACUUAAACUUUAUGCGGCUCUUCUGGAAGCAAAAUUGAGACAAUCGAAUGAGUUACAAAACAACUUGCCUGGAAUCGCUUCCACUACACCAUCACUGAGAGAUACAUACCCAGAGAGUUAUCGUACCACAGUUGGAGGCAUGAACCCCCCAGGAUCCCAACGUUACAAAACCCUAUAUCACCCAAAGAGAGAUAACAACAUGCACUUGUCCAUCCCAGCGUAUAGAGGAACUAGCCUUGUGAAUAAAUAUAUUGUCAUGGGCAUGAAACCUCCUCCAAGACAAAGAGUAUUGUUAUAUUCGGAUUUUCUGCUCCAUAACAAUCAUCUGAGACAACGAAAUGGGUUGUUGAGAAGCAGAAGAAGCACCAACAGAGCUGCAUAUGCUGAGGUUUCAAGAAAUAAAGCCAGCCUUCUCCAAGAUGACGAAAUCGAAAAUGAUGACGAUGAGGAUGACUAUGUUCCACAUCGACCAAAAAAUUAUUUCUAUGAUGAGAAAACAGGAAAAAUAAUUUAUAAUAAUGUAAAGACACCACAAGAUGAGGACGAAGACUCUGAAGUUGAGUAUAUAGAAAUUACUGAACCUCCGCGGCCCAAAACAACUUCUAAACCUAAGCAAAAUCCGAUUUUUGCUACAGCAACUCCACCUCCAGAAGGUCAAAGCUAUGUUGAUUUUGUGAAGAAACUGAAAAAUGCUGCAGAUUACAAAUUCAUACCAGAUCCUACAACCACUGAGAAAAAUGCUGCACAGAGUACUGAACAAAUAACUACACUGAGUCCAAUAUCCACCACACCGCCAGAGUUUUUGAGUAUUUUAGCCAAAAUACGAGAAACCAAUGAUUAUAGAAUCAUAAAAGACCCAAUGAAUGAUAAGAGUACUACAACAAGAACACCAGAAGAGGUUGUUGAAGAAGUAUAUGGAGAAGAAACCGCACCAAUCCACUUGGGGAACUCUCCAGGAGGCGAACAACACAGUUUAACAAAUGAUUUCCAGAUAUUUGAUAUAUCGGAUUAUAUCCCAAAACUGAAGAACUAUUUACCUCGAACAUCCAUAGAUUAUUCGAAAUACAAAACCAUAGAAAGACCUGCUGCAAAAAAUUAUCCAAAAUCGGAAGAAGAUUCUGAUGAACCUGAGAAGCCAUCAGCAGCACUAACACAAGAUAUAUCAGAUAAUUCAACAAACAUUGAAAACGUAGUAUCCAAGAAAGAAGAACGUUUUGUUGAAGAUGAUAUUCCAGUUACAACCACAACUACUACCACUACUACGGCUCCAAUUAAGUUCUAUACUACUGCCCAUAAUCGUAGAAGAAGACCAACAACCCUAAAAAGUUCUAGAACUUCGGCUAAACCAACUCCAACAAAAUCGCCAACACUUGCAACUGCCGAAAGUCAAGAGGUACGAAAUGAAAAACCUAGAAGAAAUUACAGAAGGAGACCUACGAGAAUCAAAUCAACAACUGAGCGACUGUUGGGCCAUGAUAUUGAUGAAACCACUAAAAUUCUCAGGAGGCGGAAAAUAGAUGAAAACACAAGUAGCAAAAUAGCUAGUGAUGAGAAAAGCAGAAAAAUUGAAACAGGUGACUAUUUGAAUGAUAAAAUAGCCAGUAAUAUCUCCAACCCUGUUAUCAACCAUCCAGAGAAGUUAAUUGAGGUAUUCCAGGAGUACAAUCAGGAAAAUGAACAUGGAGGAAAUUACCGUAAGGAAGAUGUGAGAGGGCUUAAAAAAGAACUACUUGAACCUGUUAGUGGAGCAUCAAGAAGGAGCAAAGAUGUAGAAAUAAUCAGCGAGUUUGACAAAACCAAACGACACGGUGGAAACUUCAAGAGUGAGAAUGAAGACUACGUUGAACUGACACAUGAAGAAAAACUAUCAGAUUCGAUAAAAGAUUCUGAACUGGAAGCGCUCGAUAGCGAUAAGUUCAAAUCGGAGGACCAACCCUUGACUAUACAGCUGUUACCAAAGUAUAAGGAUGAGUUGACUGAAAAGAAGAGGGAUGUUAAACCUGAGCAUGAUGAACGAUCCAUCCAAAAUACCAAUGAGCAUCGCAAAAGGAAUCGAAUUACCAGAAAAUAUAAGAAGUAUCCCAGAAAUCAAGGACCUGUUGGAAGGUUAACAGAUGUGGUCCCCAAACCAGAAUCUUUCUAUUCCGACCCUCAUCUCCCUAGAUCUAUAAAUUUGCUCAUGAUAGCACAGCCUAUGAAAAUAGAAGAUGACUAUCCAAGUGAAGAUACUGAUGAAAUCGACAUAGCUGCAUCAACCGAAAAGCCAUCUUUCAUCAAGGAUCCUAGCGAAAGAUUAUAUUAUUAUGCUCCAGUUUAG